AUGCGAGCGUCACACAUCAUCGGCCUCUUGAGCCUCGCCGUCGCAGUGGCCGCCAACGGCUUCGUUCCCCCAUACCAAAUGAGCGAUAAUGAGACGAAGGUCGUCAUCUGGCUGGAGCAGGUGCGGAUCAAUCGGCAGCUGGCGAUCGACAGCAACUCGGUCAAAAUUCCGCAAUACUUAAGGGACGGAAUCGACACGUACGUGAGAAGUCACCACGAGCAGACGGAAUUGUACAACAAUUAUGUGGCCUCGUGCCCGGAUGGCCGGCUGCGGUUCCCCACCGACGAUCAGCUGAUAGCCGCGGGUCUCUCAGAAGCAGACAUUAGGAACAGGCAGUAA
Molecule: messenger RNA, 339 nt
Organism: Anthostomella pinea
Lineage: Eukaryota; Fungi; Ascomycota; Sordariomycetes; Xylariales; Xylariaceae
Source: the annotation of a GenBank genome assembly